AUGGGCUCGCAUGUGGUUCAAACUCUACGGCAGGGAGUGUGGGCUUCGCUUACCGGCGGCUGGUAUCACGACCCGGACCAGAAUAAAUUCAAUAACUCAUGUCACCUUUAUUUGUGGAUGUUUCUUCUUAUGCUACCCUUGUCCCUGCAUUUGGCCCUCCCCCCAACCACGAUGGCACUCAGCAUCUAUUGCACGUCAGUGACGAUCUUCUUCAUCGCCAUAAAGGCAGCAAACUACCGGCUCCACCUUAUGUUCGACAGGGGCGACAUUGUGGCCCAGAACAGUGUGUCUGAUGUCAGCAAAGGUGCUGACAAGAAAAGCAACGCCUCUGACCCCAGCCUUCCUGCUAACUUAAGAAAAAGCAGUACUGCUCCUGACAGCGUUGCCAUGACAGUAUUGACCAGAAACCAUCUAAGUCCCAUUAUCCAAGUGACUGUGAAACAAACAGAGACGGAUCCGGGUCUGAUCGGUGUGGAGUGCCCCAAAGCAGAGGACUUGAAGAGCACAGAAGGCUAUAGGGACUCCCCCGCUAAAGAGAGGUCAAGAGACAAGCCCCAGCAUGAGGACGGAGGUUCACCAGAGGACAUGUCCAGCCCCAACCCAGACCAGUGCGCCCCUCUCCUGGAGCAGGAGCAGCGGCCGCCACCGGACAGAGACACCGCGGACGAGGGCCUGCCGCCCUCCAAGGACAGCGACGUCGAGAGCGCGGACGAGAAGAGCGAGCGGCAGGCGAAGGAGAAGCCGCCCACCACCGACCCCAACAACAACGACGAGAAGAACGAGGAGGACGACGGCGGUGGUGGCGGCCUCUCGCCGGACGACCUCUCCCCCGUCCAGGACGCGCCGGCCGAGGAGACCUACUGCUCGGACGAGAUCGCAGUGGUGCUGGUGGACAACUCGGGCGCGUCGGUGCGCCUGGACGAGAGCGACACGGUGAAGAUCAUCAUCACCAUGAGCUGCGACGCCCAGACGGCCGCCGAGCUGGAGGAGUCGGUCAAGCAGAGCAUCCUGGAGUCGGCCCAGUCGCAGAUGGUGAAAGACGGGCAAGGGGAGUCCAGGGGAGACUGCAUGAUCCGGAUACCGGUCAUCACCUUCGACUCGCCCCUGGAGGACGAGCACGAGGCCACCGUAGAGGGAGAGGACGACCGGGAGGAUGAGUACAGACUAGCCGCGGAGGACGAGCCGGCCGACCAACCGCCGAUGCAGAAUCCCGAACUCAGCCACUCCAAAGAACCGAUCAGCUCGGACUCGGCCACGCAGGACUGUCGGGAGUACGAGCCGGACGAGCACGAGGCGGAGCACAGCAGCCUGCCGCUGACCAACGACAACAGCUCCUCGGGCAUCGACGUCCACUCGCACCCCGACGAGAACGAGGCGCCGGAGCUCCGGAUGGACGCCGACGGCUUCCUGCAGAUCCCGGCCGGCUACGGCCGCUACGGCCCUGGGGGCAGGACACACGUGCGCGGGAUGAGCAUAGACAGCGGAAGGGACGCUGUGCUCAUCGCUGACCGCUCCAGGGGCCGGACGCACACCAUGACCACCUCCAAGUCGGACCUGGAAGCCAAGGAGGGGCAGAUGCCCAACGAGUCCAACUUUGUGGAGUUUGUGUCGCUGCUGGAGUCCAUCAACAGCACGCGAGCGGCCAGCGGCACUCAGCCUGAGACGGAUGACGCAGAUGACCAAGAGGACGAGGAAGAUGAUACCAUGGUGACGGUGAAGAAUGAUGAGGAGACCGAGACGGAGAGCCAGCGUCCAGAAAGACCCAACCCUCCCAACAGUCUGGCCACCACGGACACACCCCUCGCUGUUCCAGAGAGGCUCAUCCCCAUCGUCUCUCCCGACAGUCCUCAGACGGAUAAAGAUAAGGACCCAGACUACGACUCCCUUCCCUCCCAAACGUCCCAGUCCGAGAGCUCCAUGCUCCAGGUCAUCUGCAGACCAGAGGCCACCUCCAAGGAGGAGGCCUACACCUUCCACACCGUACACAGAGACAGACCCAGGAAGUUGUACAAUGAGAGAGCCCUGAACUUACCCCUUGGGGCUGAGUUGAUUACUGGCAACAUGUGUGAUCUCCUGUCGACCUCAUCCAACUCGGAAUGCCAGGACGGUUUAGCCGGAGGUCAUGCGGACUGCCCAUUCCAGCGCCGCAUCAUUCCCGCUCACCGACUGCGCCCGAGGAGAACGCAUCCAGAGAUCUUUCAGGAAGAGGACUCACUGGAUGACUCGUCAGACACGUCGACUCAGGAGAAGCCAUCUCGGAAGCUCUACUACAAGCUGAAGGUCUUUCCCGGGAAGUGGGUCAACAUCCUGUAUGAUCGGCUGACCUUACUCGCAUUAUUUGACAGGAAUCAAGACGUGUCAGAGAACGUGGUAGCCGUCUUCCUGGCGUUCCUGGUGUCUUUCCUGGGAUUCGUCCUGCUGAACCAUGGCUGCUUUAAGGACAUCUGGGUAUUCCAGUUUUGCCUCGUCAUCGCCAGCUGCCAGUAUUCCCUCUUAAAGAGUGUCCAACCAGAUGCAGCUUCCCCAACUCAUGGACACAAUCAAUUAGUUGCAUACAGUCGAGCAGCAUACUUCUGUAUUUUCUGUGGCCUUAUUUGGAUCCUGGAACUGUUGUUGAAACAGUCAAACCUUCCUGUGUCCAGAGUGUACGGCAUGAACAUUGUCUUAUCUGACACGCUCCAUUUUGUCCGUGACAUUUUAGUUGCUGCAACUGGGCUUGUCUCCGCAGUGUAUAGCAUCAUGAGAAGUCUGACUGCGAUCGCUUUACUCUAUGGUUUCUGCCUCGGCGCUUUAAAGGAACCGUGGGACGAGCAGCACAUUCCAGCGCUGUUCUCCGGCUUCUGUGGACUGCUGGUUGUCUUCUCCUAUCACCUCAGCAGACAGAGCAGCGACCCUUCAGUGCUCAUGUCUUUGAUCAAAUCCAAGCUCAUACCUGUGUUGGGGGGAAGUGAAGAAGAGGAAGAUGCCACCACAGAGAACAUAGAUCCUCUACCAGAGAAGCUCAGAGGCUCCGUGAAAGAGAUCCUAAUCUCAGACCUGUUUGUGUGCACGCUGGCGUCAGUGUUGACCUUUGCGGUCACGGCCAGCACCGUCUUCCUGUCUCUGAGGCCCUUUGUCACCAUCGUGCUGUAUGCGCUGGCUGGGACGGUGGGCUUCAUCACCCACUAUCUCAUCCCCCAGCUGAGGAAGCAUCACCCCUGGCUCUGGAUCGCUCACCCUGUCCUCAAGAGCAGAGAGUACUCCCAGUUUGAGCCUCGAGAGGACGCCCAUCUGAUGUGGUACGAGCGAUUGUACGUUGGACUGCUCUCCUUUGAGAAAUAUGUGGUCUACCCUGCCAUUGUCCUCAGCGCCCUGACCAACGACGGCUUUGCACUGAGUCACCGCAAGAAGCUGGGCAUCCACUUUGAUGUCUUGUUGAUGACAGUUGCUGGGAUGAAGCUUCUGCGCUCGUCCUUCUGCAAUCCCAGCUACCAGUUUGUCACACUUCUCUUCACCGUCAUCUUCUUCGAGUUUGACUGCAGCAGGGCCUCCGAGACCUUCCUGCUCAACUUCUUCCUCAUGACCAUAGUCUUCCACAAGCUCUGGGACCUGCUCCACAAACUGCACUUCAUCAUGGUGUACAUCGCGCCCUGGCAGAUCGCAUGGGGAAGUGCAUUUCAUGCCUUCGCGCAGCCUUUUGCAGUGCCUCACUCCGCCAUGCUGCUGCUGCAGACUCUGCUCACCACGCUCUUCUACACGCCGCUCAGCCCCUUCCUGGGCAGCGCCAUCUUCAUCACCUCCUACCCGCGGCCCGUCAAGUUCUGGGAGAGGAACUACAACACCAAACGGAUUGACAACUCCAACAGCAGGCUGGUGUCUCAGGUUGAUAAAGAUACAGGUUGCGAUGACAACAACCUGAACUCCAUCUUCUAUGAGUACCUGACGCGUUCGCUCCAGCACUCCCUUUGUGGCGACCUGAUGCUGGGACGCUGGGGCAACUACAGCUCUGGCGACUGCUUCAUCCUCGCCUCAGACUACCUCAAUGCCUUCGUGCACCUCAUCGAGAUCGGGAACGGCCUGGUCACCUUCCAGCUCCGGGGACUGGAGUUCCGGGGCACAUACUGCCAGCAGCGUGAGGUGGAGGCCAUCACGGAGGGGGUGGAGGACGACGACGCCUGCUGCUGCUGCGAGCCCGGUCACCUGCCCCACGUCCUGUCCUGCAACGCCGCCUUCAACCUGCGCUGGCUGGCCUGGGAGGUGACCACCACCAAGUACCUGCUGGAGGGCUACAGCAUCAGCGAGAACAACGCCGCAACCAUGCUCCAGGUGUACGACCUGCGCAAGCUGCUCAUCACAUACUACCUUAAGAGCAUCAUCUACUUCCUCGUCCACUCGCCCAAACUGCAGACGUGGCUCAAGGACUCCGCCAUGCUGGAGGCGCUGCAGGCCUACACCAAGUGGCACCACAUCGAGCGGGACCCCGCCGUGUUCAGCGUGAAGAUCGAUGAGGACUACGUCCACUGCCUGCAGGGGGUGACCAGAGCCAGCUUCUGUAAUGUCUACCUGGAGUGGAUACAGUACUGUGCCGGCAAGCAGGAAGAGCCGAUGGAGUGUGAUGAGGACUCAGCCCUGGUCACUCUGUGUUUCGGGUUGUCAGUGCUGGGUCGACGGUCACUGGGGACAGCAUCCCACAACAUGUCAAACAGCCUGGAGUCGUUUCUGUAUGGCUUUAACACCCUGUUCAAAGGGGACUUCCGCAUCUCCAGCAAGGACGAGUGGGUGUUUGCAGACAUGGAUCUGCUGCAGAAGGUGGUGGCACCAGGUGUGCGGAUGAGUCUGAAGCUGCACCAGGAUCACUUCACCUGUCUGGAGGAGACGGAGGAGCCAGCCAUCUUGUACGAGGCCAUCACCAACUACCGCACGAGCCUGGUGAUCUGCCACGAGAGCGACCCCGCCUGGCGCAAGGCGGUACUGUCCAGCCGCGACACGCUGCUCACCCUCAGGCACAUGGUGGACGACGGCACGGACGAGUACAAGAUCAUCAUGCUCUACAAGCGCCACCUCAGCUUCAAAGUCAUCAAGAUCAACAAGGAGUGUGUGCGAGGCCUAUGGGCGGGGCAGCAGCAGGAGCUGGUGUUCCUCCGCAACCGUAACCCGGAGCGCGGCAGCAUCCAGAACUCCAAGCAGGCGCUGCGCAACAUGAUCAACUCGUCGUGCGACCAGCCGCUGGGCUACCCCAUGUACGUGUCGCCCCUCACCACCUCCUACAUGGGCACCCACAAGCAGCUGCGUGGGAUCUGGGGCGGCCCCAUCAGCCUGGACACCAUCCGCGGCUGGCUCUGCACCAAGUGGCUACGGGUGCGGAAGGACAACCUGACCAGCUGCAACAGCGGGGUCAACAUGGACGACGUGGACUGCGCCGGCUCCUCGCUCAGCCAGAACCACAACUCCAUCACGUCGCAGAGCCUCAGCACGUACCAGGCCCGGCCCAGGGCCUCCCAGGGGGUCCGGCACCACGCCGCAGGUCGCCGAGAGUACCGCAGCCGGUCGGUUCAGCCCCAAGCCCAGCGGCCCCCGGUCACCAGCCAGUCGGGCCCUAUCCUGGACAGCCAGCACGGCUCGUCGGCCUCGGGGCCCAGCCUGGUGCAGCGGCUCUCCAACAGCCAGCUGUCCUUCAACACCUCCAUCGCCUCCAUCUUCUCCCAGGUCCCACGCCUCUCCACGGCGGGGCUGCAGUCGGCGGCCACUGUGGCGGCGGGGAUUGGGGGUCAGGUGUCGUCGUCCAGCUCGACGCUCAGCCUCCUCUUCGGCAAGCGCAGCUUCUCCAGUGGCCUGGUCAUCUCGGGGCUCUCGGCGGCCGAGGGCGGCAACACCACCGACACGCAGUCUUCCAGCAGCGUCAACAUCGCAGCUAUGGGCCAGUCGGCGAGGUCCACCAGUAGAGCAACGCAGUGGACGUCAGAGGCCUUUGAAAGCAUGGACGGGACCAACUCCAACGUCUUCACGGGGGCCAAAGACAACCCGCCGUCCAUCGACCGAGACCGCAGCAGCACGCAAGGCACGGACAGGAGCCAGGACGACUCGGUUCUGGCCUCCGCCGUCCAGGAGCUACCGGACCAGAAGACCAUCUGAGCCAGCGGUACCAGCGGGAUCAAUCGUGUCCAGAAAGGGGACCUCCACCUCCUGCUACUUGCCCAGGCCACCGAAACCUGCCUCACCUCCCAGCACGUUGAUUAUGAGUUUCCUGAAUGUACAUGUUGACUGUGACUUUUUUUAAAAAAGUACUCAUGUAUAAAAAUAAAAAAAAAAACAACAAAUCAAAUCAACAAACAAAAAACAUCUUCCACAUUUAAUAUCACACUGAAUUGGAAGUGGCAAGGUUAAUUGAAAGAAAUACUUUAGGGCAAUUUGUCUUUGCGUGUAUGUGUAUUUAUGUGAGUGUGUGUGAGUGAAUGUGUGUGUGUGUGUGUGUGUGUGUGUGUGUGUGUGUGUGUGUGUGUGUGUAUGUGGUACGGUACGGUACGGUAAGGUACGGUACAGUGUUCAAGUACUGUGUCCAGAGAAAAAUGUGAAGGGUCUGUAGUCUGGUCAGUGUCUCCCCCAAAACGACUGAUACAAACUCAGACUUUUUUUUAACACCCAUAACUUAACUCUCACACACUCAGUUGAUCUUUACAGGAAGCAGACGGUCAGUUUCUCCCCGGACAUCUGGGGAAGUAUUUUUAGAUGGACUGGUGCUGCCCAGUCUCCACACACACCUUUCAGUUUCCUCCAAAACCAAUGGGUGCAUGACCACAUGGACUCUUGCCUGACCAACGCCGACUUCCCACAGUCUCUCCUGUUUACCAAUGAAUACUCUUCUCACAAUAUCAGGAUGUUCACAGAAGGAGCGGAGAAUUGCUACGACUGAAUUAUGUGUCAUCAUGUGUUCUUUCACUGGGUUUUGUAUGAGGCACAAGUCAUAGUGGUAUAACUGAAAACUCUUUUCAGUCACAGUUUAAGGUAAAGAAGAGGAACUGUCUUAUCCUCUUUUACUGUAAGGAAAUAUGCAGUAUUAUGCAUUGCCAUUGACAACACAUUUCCCAUGUGAACGUACGACUGACAGAAUUUAACAUAGUUGUUUAUGUUUAUGUUUUAUAUAAUGGCAAGAGUGUGUUGUGCUGAAGUUACUGCAAAAAUAAGC
Molecule: messenger RNA, 7162 nt
Organism: Sardina pilchardus (European sardine)
Lineage: Eukaryota; Metazoa; Chordata; Actinopteri; Clupeiformes; Clupeidae
Gene: pcnx2
Product: pecanex 2
Exons: 34
Coding region: 1-6111 (2036 amino acids)
Cellular component (GO): membrane
Source: RefSeq, a predicted model, not a curated record